AUCAGUUUGUCGAUGGCACAGCGCGCAACUGGACGUACUUUCGCAUCUUGCCACUGGCAUCCAGCUCCGACCCGCGUUUGCCACUACUGUUGCUGCCACUCCUGUGUUAGCCCAAUCAGUACCAGUAUACCAGUGUUGGUGUCCCUGUGUGCGCGGCCGCUGCGGGUGUGUGCGUGUUGGCCAACUUUAAACGCUCUUAUCAGCGCGCGUGUGAAGCAUGAGCUUGGUGCAAACAAAGUUUUGGCGGCAUUUUCAAUUAAUGGCGGUGCCAGCAAAGGCCAUCGAAAACUGCACAAAAAGUAGCAUAAAGGAAAACUGAAAGACCAGCGUUAAAUGACUUUUUAAAUAAAUACAAUGCAGAGUGCAGACACCAGAAGGCAAUCGGAUGCGAAAUUUACUCCAAGGAUAUGAAAAUAGCACAUCAAAUGGGCCAUAAACACACGACAGCAAACGGAAGAGCUUAAAUAAACCAAAAAGAGUACAAAACAGCAGUAGCAACAAAGCCAAGUCGGCAACAAUCAACAGCACAAAAGCAACACUGCCACACAGAAAAACCUAAAAAGAAAGCACAAAUAAGAGGAAGUCGGAAAGAAAAGUGAAAGCCAAAAGCCGAAAUUGUAAACGCUCCGUGUAAACACUUGAAAGCUCGUUAGGAUAAUACAUCCUGCCCGGCACCAAGCACACGCUGGCACAAAAACCCAAAGCGCCGGGGAGCACGGGGAAGGUGGAGAAAGCGGGGAAAGCGGGGAAAGCAGGGAAAGUGUCACCAUGUGCCGUCCCGCGUGUCUGAGUGGCCGCCAGCUGAAACAACGGCACCACCCCAGAUACCCACCCAGCCACACAGACACACACAUGCGCCAGCAGGCCAUUGCCAUUGCCAUCGCCGUUGCAUAGUCGCGCUUCCGUUUCCGUCUACUCCUCAUUUCCGCUGCGGCUGCAAUUAAGCGGAGCGAAGCAUCCCGAAAAACACACCGAAUAUCCACAAAAUGGCGCGCGAGACCAGCUUUAAUGAUGCGCUCGACUACAUCUACAUAGCGAAUAGCGUGAACGACAGGGCCUUUCUGAUAGCCGAGCCACAUCCCGAACAGCAGAGCACCGAUGGCCAGGAGCCGGGCGAGGAGGAGGAGCUGGAGGACAUGGCGGUCACGGAGGAUGGACAGCUGGAGGACGCGAACAACAACAACAGCGAGCGAUACUACAGCUCCGCGAAGAGUCGGCCGGACUUCGUGGGCUCCCUGGCGCUGAAGCCACCGCCCACCGAACCGAGCACCACCGCCGCCGGCUCACCGCUGGCCACCGCCGCUCUGGCAGCAGCAGCGGCCAGCGCCUCGGUGGCAGCAGCGGCCGCCAGGAUCACGGCCAAGGCGGCUCACAGGGCCCUGACCACCAGGCAGGAGGCAGCCGCAUCCUCGCCAGCCCUCCAACUGAUCGACAUGGACAAUAACUACACGAACGUGGCCGUCGGCCUGGGCGCCAUGCUGCUGAACGACACGCUCCUCCUCGAGGGCAACGAUUCGAGCUUGUUCGGGGAGAUGAUGCUGAACCGGAGUGGCCAGCUGGACUUGGCCAACGGCAGUGCCGGGCUCAAUGUGACCACGAGCAAGGUGGCCGAGGACGACUUCACCCAGCUGCUGCGAAUGGCCGUCACGUCGGUGCUGCUCGGCCUGAUGAUACUGGUCACCAUAAUUGGCAAUGUCUUCGUCAUUGCGGCCAUUAUCCUGGAGCGUAAUCUGCAAAACGUGGCCAACUAUCUGGUGGCCUCGUUGGCCGUCGCCGAUCUCUUCGUGGCCUGUCUAGUAAUGCCCCUGGGAGCUGUAUACGAGAUCAGCCAAGGUUGGAUACUCGGCCCCGAACUGUGCGAUAUCUGGACCUCGUGCGAUGUCCUCUGCUGCACAGCCUCGAUUUUGCAUCUGGUGGCCAUCGCCGUGGAUCGCUACUGGGCGGUGACCAAUAUUGACUAUAUCCACUCAAGGACCAGCAAUCGGGUUUUUAUGAUGAUCUUCUGCGUCUGGACGGCCGCGGUGAUUGUCUCCCUGGCGCCCCAGUUCGGUUGGAAAGAUCCCGACUAUCUACAACGCAUCGAGCAGCAGAAGUGCAUGGUAUCGCAGGAUGUUUCCUAUCAGGUAUUUGCCACCUGUUGCACAUUUUACGUGCCACUGCUGGUUAUCCUGGCGCUGUACUGGAAAAUCUAUCAAACGGCCCGCAAACGCAUUCAUCGCCGACGACCGCGACCCGUCGAAGCGGCGGUCAAUAAUAAUCAGCCGGACGGAGGUGGGGCAGCAGAUACGAAGCUUAAUCGACUGCGUCUACGGCUCGGCCGAUUCUCCACGGCCAAGACCAAGGGCGGAAGUGCCGGGGGCGUCUCGGGACCCGGAUCCGGGGGCAGGGCCCUGGGCCUCGUUGAUGGCAACUCGACGAACACGGUCAACACCGUCGAGGACACCGAGUUCAGCAGCUCGAAUGUGGACAGCAAAAGUCGGGCCGGCGUCGAGGCGCCCAGCACCUCUGGCAGCCAGAUAGCCACCGUGUCCCACCUGGUCGCGCUGGCCAAGCAGCAGGGCAAGUCCACCACCAAGUCCUCGUCGGCCGUCAACGGGGCGGCCACAUCGGGCCAGGGGGAGGAUGGGCAGAUGGGCAGACCAGAACGGGAGGAGCAGCAGGAGGAGCACGGGGACCCAGAGGAGCACGGUGACCAGGAGCAGCAGGAUGGCCCACAGCCCGUAACCGCAACAUCAGCAACGCCAGCGGCCGUGGCCGAGGACCAGUGCAAGGCCAACGGGGUGGAGGUCCUGGAGGAUCCGCAGUUGCAGCAGCAGCUCGAACAAGUGCAGCAGCUGCAGAAAUCAACGAAAUCCGGCGGAGGAGGGGGCGGGGCCACUACGUCGAAUGCCACCACAAUUACGUCGAUAUCGGCGCUAUCGCCACAAACACCGACUUCCCAGGGAAUCGCCGCCGCCGCCGGACCGAUGACGGCCAAAACCAGCAUGCUGACGAGCUGCAACCAGUCGCAUCCGCUCUGCGGCACCGCCACCGAGUCCCCCUCCACCCCCGAGCCACGCCCCCGGCAGCAGCCGCCCCCUUUGCAGCAGCAGUCGCAGCUCUCGAGCAUCGCCAAUCCCAUGCAGAAGGUGAACAAGCGGAAGGAGACGCUGGAGGCCAAGAGGGAGCGCAAGGCGGCCAAGACGCUGGCCAUCAUCACCGGCGCCUUCGUCGUCUGCUGGCUGCCCUUCUUCGUCAUGGCCCUGACCAUGCCCCUCUGCGCCGCCUGCCAGAUCAGCGACAGCGUGGCCUCGCUCUUCCUCUGGCUGGGCUACUUCAACUCCACCCUCAAUCCGGUCAUCUACACCAUCUUCAGCCCGGAGUUCCGUCAGGCCUUCAAGCGCAUCCUCUUCGGCGGCCACCGACCAGUCCACUACCGCAGCGGGAAGCUCUAGAUAGUGCAUGCGAAGAGGCGAAGACGCUUCUGCUAAACCGACAAGCGGAUGUUGAUCUAACCUCUUCGGCUAUAACCAGCGAGGAUUUACGCAUCUUGUAUACCAAAGGACGAUAAAAGGAUAAAGGACGA
Molecule: messenger RNA, 3565 nt
Organism: Drosophila suzukii
Lineage: Eukaryota; Metazoa; Arthropoda; Insecta; Diptera; Drosophilidae
Gene: 5-HT1A
Product: 5-hydroxytryptamine (serotonin) receptor 1A
Biological process (GO): G protein-coupled dopamine receptor signaling pathway; adenylate cyclase-activating adrenergic receptor signaling pathway
Cellular component (GO): plasma membrane
Molecular function (GO): G protein-coupled receptor activity; dopamine neurotransmitter receptor activity, coupled via Gs
Source: RefSeq, a predicted model, not a curated record